Racocetra fulgida is the source of this 273-nucleotide messenger RNA. Lineage: Eukaryota; Fungi; Glomeromycota; Glomeromycetes; Diversisporales; Gigasporaceae. The record is from the annotation of a GenBank genome assembly.
AUGAGCAUAGAUGAAGGAUCACAAAAUUUGUUAAUAUUUGAUAAAAAUUCUUUAGUAAAUCUAGAUACAAUCAGAGAAGAGAACUCUAAAAAUAAUUCACAAAACAAAGAACCUGGCAUACCUGACUUCACUACAAGUAAUUUACCAUUUAAAUGUAUUGGUAAAGCUACUUCUGUUAAAUCGUCAAAUAAAAAAAAAUCUAUAAAUAAAGAAGAUUCCCCUGUAUUGAAAAGACUUAUUCAAGAACUGUUAACUAAUGAUUCUAGAAAAACA